AUGAGCGACGCGGUUAAGAAGCGCGCAGUUGCUAAAGUGGACGCUAUGGCUCAAAAGAUUGGGUAUCCUACAGCGAAUCCUAAUGUGGCCGAGGUAAAUGCCUAUCAUAUUUACGAGCAAAACGAGAUCGUGUUUCCGGCUGGGAUCAUGCAGUCGCCCUUUUUCGGCUUAGGAUAUCCCGAGUACGUCAACUAUGGCUCCUGGGGCAUGCUUGCGAGCCAUGAAAUCAGCCACGGGUUUGACAACUUAGGUCGUCACUACGAUGAGUCGGGAAACAAGGUGGAGUGGUGGGACAACGCCACAAUCGUUGAUUUCGAAAAGCGAGCACAGUGUUUCAUCGAUCAAUACGACCAAUAUCAGAUCAUCAACUCGGAUGGAAAAGCCGAAAACAUCACUGGAAUAAGUACCCAAGCCGAAACCAUCGCUGAUGCUGGUGGCGUGAGUUCUUCCCCAACUGGUGACCUUUCUAUGGGCAUCAAUCUGACAGAUCUUGCUGCAGCUCGCAACAUCGUUCCGAGCAUGGAAAAAGCGUGA
Molecule: messenger RNA, 534 nt
Organism: Verticillium nonalfalfae
Lineage: Eukaryota; Fungi; Ascomycota; Sordariomycetes; Glomerellales; Plectosphaerellaceae
Exons: 3
Coding region: 1-534 (177 amino acids)
Biological process (GO): protein processing
Cellular component (GO): plasma membrane
Molecular function (GO): metalloendopeptidase activity
Source: RefSeq, a predicted model, not a curated record